Castor canadensis (American beaver) is the source of this 2194-nucleotide messenger RNA. The record is from RefSeq and is a predicted model, not a curated record. NCBI's taxonomy places the organism in Eukaryota, Metazoa, Chordata, Mammalia, Rodentia, Castoridae.
GGGGGCUGCGAUGGGACGGAAGCCAUGAAUGGUGACCCUGGCCCCGCCGCCCCCGCCACGGUCCCGGACUGGCGGCAGUUCUGCGAGCUGCACGCGCAGGUGGCCGCCGUGGACUUUGCACACAAGUUCUGCCGCUUCCUGCGGGACAACCCGGCCUAUGACACACCUGAUGCCGGGGCCUCCUUUUCCCGCCACUUCGCCACCAACUUCCUGGACGUCUUCAGCGAAGAGGUGCGCCGCGUGCUGGUGGCCGGGCCAGUGUCCCGGGGAACAGGGGACCCCACCGACGCCAUGGAGCCUGAGCCCGCAGAGACGCCGGCCCUCAAGGCGGCGACCACCUGUGGUCACUCGCGGAGCUCGGAGGACGCGUCCACGCACCUGGCAGCCAAGACCCGCGUCCGCAAGGGUUUCUCACUGCGCAACAUGAGCCUGGGCGUGGUGGACGGCGUGCGUGACAUGUGGCACCGGCGCGCGUCGCCUGAGCCCGACGCUGGGGCCACCCCAAGGGCCACCGAACCCUCAGCCGAGCCGCGUGACAAGUGGACACGGCGUCUGCGGCUGUCGCGGACGCUGGCGGCCAAGGUGGAGUUGGUGGACAUCCAGCGCGAGGGCGCACUGCGCUUCAUGGUGGCGGAUGAUGCAGCCGCGGGUCCCGGGGGCGCAGCGCAGUGGCAGAAGUGUCGCCUGCUCCUGCGAAGGGCUGUUGCUGGGGAACGCUUCCGCCUGGAGUUCUUCGUGCCGCCCAAGGCCUCCAGGCCCAAGGUGAGCAUCCCCCUGUCUGCCAUCAUCGAGGUCCGAACCACCAUGCCCCUGGAGAUGCCAGAGAAGGACAACACAUUCGUGCUCAAGGUGGAGAAUGGAGCUGAGUACAUCCUGGAGACCAUCGACUCACUGCAGAAGCACUCAUGGGUGGCCGACAUCCAGGGCUGUGUGGACCCAGGUGACAGCGAGGAAGAUGCUGAGCUGUCCUGUGCCCGGGGAGGCUGUCUGGCCAGCCGCGUGGCUUCCUGCAGCUGUGAGCUCCUGACAGACGCAGCAGACCUGCCCCGGCCUCCAGAGACAACAGCAGCUGUGGGUGCCGUGGUGACAGCCCCACACAGCAGAGCCCGAGACGCUGUCGGAGAGCCCCCAGUCCACGUCCCACUCCAGACCUUCCUGCAGACGCUGGAGUCCCCUGGUGGCAGUGGCAGUGACAGCAAUAAUGCAGGGGAGGAAGGAGCCGAGCCAGAUCCCGAGGCUGAACCUGAGGUGGAGCUCUCAGACUACCCCUGGUUCCACGGCACACUAUCACGGGUCAAGGCUGCUCAGCUGGUGCUGGCAGGUGGGCCCCGGAAUCAUGGCCUCUUCGUGAUCCGCCAAAGUGAGACUCGGCCAGGGGAGUAUGUGCUGACCUUCAACUUCCAGGGCAAGGCCAAGCAUCUGCGCCUGUCCCUCAACGGCCACGGUCAGUGCCACGUACAGCACCUGUGGUUCCAGUCCGUGCUUGACAUGCUCCGGCACUUCCACACGCACCCCAUCCCACUGGAGUCGGGGGGCUCCGCUGACAUCACCCUUCGAAGCUAUGUCCGGGCCCAGGGGCCGCCACCUGACCCAGGGCCAUCACCGAGCACCGCACCCGCGGCCCCCGCCUGCUGGGCCGAGCCGGCCGGCCAGCACUACUUCUCCAGCCUGGCCACGGCCACCUGCCCGCCCGCCUCGCCCUCCGAAGCCGCUGGCGCCUCGUCCUCGUCCGCCUCAUCGUCCUCCACGGCGUCCGUGCCCGCGCCCCCGCGCGCAGCCGACGGCCCGCUGGGCGCGCGUAGCCGCAGCAACAGCGCCGAGCGCCUGCUGGAGGCCGCGGCCGGCGCCAACGACGAGUCCGCGGAGGCGGCACCAGGCCGUGCGCGCGCUGUUGAGAACCAGUACUCCUUCUACUAGCGCUGAGGGCACGGCCACGCCCCCCGGCGGCCCGGCCCUCCCACCCGGCUGGCCACGCCCACCAGUCGCGCAGCCCGCCCACUCAUGGCGGGCCACGCCCCAUCGACGGUAGACUGCGCCCAUCAGUGGCGGGCCACGCCUGCCGGCUCCAGCCCCGCGCUGGUGGAUAAGCUAAGCUCUUCAGUGAAGACAUAAAUGUUAUUAAAGAGCCUGUUUUAGGGACUGCACCUGGCUGUCCUGUCCUUUCUUCUGCGCUGGCCUUGGCACCGCGGGAAGG